AUGGAUAAUGGAAUGAAAUCUCUGCAAGAUACAAUUUGUUCAUUGCUACCUGACAAAAAUCCAACGUUUAUCUUUAAAGAUUUACAUGUGGUAGAAACAUUGCAGGAAUUUUGGGAGACAAAGAACAAGCAAGGAGCUGUCUUUAAGAAUGGAUGCCUUGUGGUAUAUGAGUCAGUGCCAUCUCCUUUUGCUCCGUAUGUAUGUUAUGUGACUCUGCCAGGAGGCAGUUGCUUCGGCAACUUUCAGUACUGUUCAACCAAGGCAGAAGCCAGGCGAGAUGCAGCAAGAGUAGCCUUAGUAAACUCUGUCUUCAAUGAACACCCGUCUCGUUUAAUCACAAUGGAAUUUAUCAGAAGCAGCAUAGAAGAAGCAGUUGCAUCAGUCAGUGGUAGCAUACAUGACGCAAAGGAUCCUACAACAAGCAUUGGGGCUUAUCACUAUAUGCUGGAGGCAAACAAAGGCAAAACAAUGUUGGAAUUUCAGGAAUUGAUGACAGUCUUUCAACUGUUACACUGGAAUGGAAACUUAAAAAGUCUGCGAGAAAGGAAGUGUUCCCGUCAGGAUGUAAUUUCCUAUUAUUCCAAACAAUCAUUGGAUGAUUGUUUGAGAAGUCAGAUGGCAUUAGACUGGAUUUUGAAGGAGAAAAGGAUAUCAGGAAUUAUAACCCAGGAGCUUCAAUCAUCUCUUAAGGACCUCGAGAAAGCCAGGGAAACUGGUUGUGAAUUGCGGUUCUACAAAGAAAAGAAAGAAAUUCUGACACUCGCUCUCAGUCAAGUUAGAUCAGAAUGUGGCUGUAUUCAAAUGUGUGAAUAG
Molecule: messenger RNA, 813 nt
Organism: Chiloscyllium plagiosum (whitespotted bambooshark)
Lineage: Eukaryota; Metazoa; Chordata; Chondrichthyes; Orectolobiformes; Hemiscylliidae
Gene: lix1
Product: limb and CNS expressed 1
Biological process (GO): autophagosome maturation
Cellular component (GO): cytoplasm
Source: RefSeq, a predicted model, not a curated record